AUGAUAUGCGGAACGCUUGUUGCGCCGGGCGACAAGGUGCUCGACGCAAUCGGCGACUAUCGUAUGGGAAAGGGACUUUACGAGGCGAAUCGGCGGAUUUUUGCCUCCGUCGCCGGCUACGUCAAUGUGUACGGAUUCAGAGACGUACGCCGCGGGGGUCCGAGGUCUCGCCACGAAAAUUGCGCGGUUUUCAGAAAUCGGAAAGUCUUGUGCAGGUGAUCGAAGUGCGACGGAGCGAAGAUCAGCUCGACAACGAACUUUUGCCCUUCCACGGCGCCGUGGUCACCGCAAAAGUGAUGGCGGUGGGUUUGCGGUGAGAAAAAGUCGUUGCGGGGCCCGAAAACAAAGCUUUUCUGCAGAUUCGCCAAGUGCGACAUCAUCAGCAUCGGCGACAAAGUGUACAAUAAACGGUUUUCGGCGCUGUUGCCCAAGAAAAAAUUGCGGCCGUUGGAGCCCGAAUUGGUAAGAAAGAGAUAGAAACGUUAAAAUUGAAGCGAAAUUAUGCAACUCCCCUUCGCUGUUUGAAUGUUUUCGAAUCCAAAAACCCGUGCCCUUACAGUUAACGCUCAAAAAAUACAAUUUUCAGUCGGAACCGUUCAAACACUUUGUCCGCCCGAACGACUACAUCCUGGCGAAAGUGUGCGACGACGCGAGCAUCAAGGACAAAUUCGUGUUGUCGAUCGCCGAGGACGAGUUGGGCGUGGUGUUGUGCCGCGGAAAGUUCGGAGAGCCGAUGCGGAAACUCGACUGGAACACUGUCGUUUCGACGCGGACCGGCAAGACGGAACCGCGCAAAAUGGCGAAGGUGCCGCAGAAAUGCGCGUUGCCGACAGACCAGACGCACGCUUAA
Messenger RNA from Caenorhabditis sp. 36 PRJEB53466, 850 nucleotides. The record is from the annotation of a GenBank genome assembly. NCBI's taxonomy places the organism in Eukaryota, Metazoa, Nematoda, Chromadorea, Rhabditida, Rhabditidae.